This is a messenger RNA of Betta splendens (Siamese fighting fish), 1266 nucleotides long. RefSeq names its product PRA1 domain family, member 2 (gene praf2). Gene Ontology annotation, cellular component: membrane. Bases 47 to 583 code for a protein of 178 amino acids. NCBI's taxonomy places the organism in Eukaryota, Metazoa, Chordata, Actinopteri, Anabantiformes, Osphronemidae. The record is from RefSeq and is a predicted model, not a curated record. The transcript has 3 exons.
UCCGCGUUGCAUCUUGGGUAACCAAGUUUAUUGUGGUUGAGGAAAAAUGGCAGGCGUGCAGCCGCCACCCCUCCGCAGCCUGGACGAUUUUCUCCUUAAUUCGGCCCGGUUCGCUGUGCCCGACGUGCGCGACUUGGACCGCUGGAACAACCGCAUCAUCAACAACCUGCUGUACUACCAGAGUAACUAUCUCUUGUCCGCGUUAGGCUUCCUGCUGCUUGUGGGGUAUUUCCAUCCCCUCCAGUUGUGUGUCGGGGCGGUGGUGGUGACAUCACUGUUCCUGGGCUUCGUCUGGGCUGCAGAGAACCAAGCUCCUAUCCGUCGUUUCCGUAGAAACCACCCAUCAGCUUGCCUGCUGGCCAUUCUCCUGGCCAGUUACCUCUUCAUAUCAGUCCUGGGAGGCGUGGCUGUGUUCCUAUUUGGAAUCGCUUUUCCUGUGUUGAUGAUUCUGGUCCAUGCAUCAGUGAGACUGCGCAGCCUGAAGAACAAGCUGGAGAAUAAACUGGAGAGCAUUGGUUUGAAAAGGACACCCAUGGGACUCCUCUUGGAGGCCCUGGGACAGGAACAGGAGGCCGGAUCCUAAGGCUUAGGAGGAGGAGGAGGUCCAGAUGAGUGUAGGCCGUGGUGCCUCCAGUCUGAGGGAUCCAGAAUCAAAUAAAGACAUUUUAAGCAUCUCCUCCAUUCUACUUUAGAUGCCAGUGUUUACAGUCGGCUCCACGCCUUUUGGAGCUGACAAUGGACAAUGUUGUAUGAAGACAAAUGGAAAAUGCACUUGUUUAUUGUUCUCAUGUGCCAAAGUAUAGAAUAUGAAGGAAGAGAUGUUAUGUCAGCUGUGUUUCUACAAAUCCAGACAGAACUAAAUACACUGAAGCUGUUUGAUCAGUGGUGAAUAUGAACCAACUGCCUGUUGUGGGCAUCAUGCUUCGUGUUGAUCCUUGCAAACUUAAUCUAACUGAUGACAUUUCCAGACUCAUUUCUAUUCCUUGGAAGGCUUCACACAUCACUCAUUCCUGACCAUUCUUAAGUUUUAAUCAUAUUGUUUAAUAUGAACCCUAAACCUACUAUAAUUCCUUCUGUGUCUGACUGAUCCUGUGUUAUCUUUGCCUUAUUAGUCUGACAUAUGUAUGGAUGUGCACCUCAGGGGGCAGGAACUGUUCCUGUCCAUUACAAAAUGGUAAAAGACUUUUUAAUAUUUGAUUCACCAUCAUGUGUCUUGUUAUCACUUAUUUAAUUUUUUUCUGAAUAAAAAACUUGCUGAACUUUAAA